This is a messenger RNA of Strongylus vulgaris, 344 nucleotides long. The record is from the annotation of a GenBank genome assembly. NCBI's taxonomy places the organism in Eukaryota, Metazoa, Nematoda, Chromadorea, Rhabditida, Strongylidae.
AUGGCUAUACAAAUUCUCUUUUUCGUAGAGAGGAAUGAGGGUCAACCGGAAGAAACACCAAAGCAAAAAUUGUUGAAUUGGAUUCGCAGUAAACUACCACCUGGCAUGCCACUUACCAACUUCACCUCAGACUGGAAUGAUGGUAUUGCUGUUGGAGCAUUGGUUAAUGCAUUGGUCCCUGGAGCAGUCAUGGAUUGGGAGCAAUGGACUCCAGAAAAUGCGUUGGAAAAUACGCAGAAAGCCAUGAAAAUUGCUCAGGAGAGAUUGGGUGUCGAACCUGUGAGUUCCACAUUCAGCAGUAGUAGAAUUAUUUUCAAGUUGAUUGCUAAUGGCAUCAACUAGCG